AUGGGGCUGGCAUACAACAUAUACCUGAACUCGUCGCGAAUCUACGGCUGUAAAAACUGCAAGACACACCUCUCAAACCACGACGACAUCCUAAGUCGAAAUUUCCGCGGCCAACACGGCAAAGCCUACCUCUUCGACAACGUAGUCAACAUCACAGAGUCGGACCCGAACGAACGCAACAUGACGACAGGCCGGCACAUCGUGCGCGACAUCCACUGCCGACAAUGCAAGGAGACGGUGGGAUGGAAGUACGACAAGGCGUUUGAGAGCUCGGAGAAAUACAAGGAGGGCAAGUUCAUCCUCGAGGCGGAGCUGCUAUGUACGGUGACAUGA
Molecule: messenger RNA, 333 nt
Organism: Aaosphaeria arxii CBS 175.79
Lineage: Eukaryota; Fungi; Ascomycota; Dothideomycetes; Pleosporales
Product: yippee zinc-binding protein
Exons: 2
Coding region: 1-333 (110 amino acids)
Cellular component (GO): ubiquitin ligase complex
Source: RefSeq, a predicted model, not a curated record